Molecule: messenger RNA, 2958 nt
Organism: Symbiodinium sp. CCMP2592
Lineage: Eukaryota; Dinophyceae; Suessiales; Symbiodiniaceae
Source: the annotation of a GenBank genome assembly
AUGCAAUUCUUAGUGGUGCUGGCACAGACGGUGAUACUGGCCGAAGCAGUGCGCAAAGACGGCAACCAGAAGGAUUCGACACAGUGGUCGGGGUGGUUCAAGCCGUCUGUGGCAGACAUUAACGAAAUCAAAGGUCUGAAGGACAUGACUGUGGAUCAAGCCUUGAAAAAGGCUAAAAGCGUCGAGGCUUUCCAAGCCUUGCAGCAGCUUGGGGUUCUGAUGGAUGAAGUUAAGUUUUCCUAUGGGAACCUACGGCAGUUGCCGCUCGCCGAAGCCGUUGAAGAGCGUGGCACGCUGGGCCUCACACUGCUCCAUGAUGCCUCGGCCUAUGCCUUCCAGGGCAAGCUGGCGCUAAAGGCGCUAGUACUUCUCGGCCUCGAUGUCAACACGCGCAGUGGCUCGGGACAGACGCCGCUGUACUUCGCUGCAGAGGAUUGCCAGCACGAUCACAACGCGGCCAUCGAAGAGCUCUUGGCUCUAGGCGCAAACAAAGAACUUACCAACGUGGAGGCAAAGACCCCCUUGGAGGUGGCCAAGUAUUACAUCACCUUGAGCUACGUGAGAGGCCGAGGUGUGUUUCACGUCGACCUCAGUUCUAACCUCCACUUCCGGCCGACGGCGACGACCUCCGACGUUGCCAACCUCCUUUAUUUGGCCGCCGGCAACUGGUCCUGGGGAGACGCCAAAGGCGAGGCCAGACGUCCCGGCGCUGUAGCGUGGCUGGCCUCCACCCGGUCCGCGACGCCUGCCUUUCUCCAGAGCCAGCCGCCCGCAGAGAGCCGAUCCUUCAACUUCAUCAUCACGAGCGAUCCGGCGGCUUCAGUGGCAGAUGCCGCCGCUGGUGCAGUUAUCCCUUUGUCGGCGCACGACAUCCACACUUCUCCCUCCGGUGCUCUUCCUCGCCAUGUGCGCUGUGAUCGAGAGGCCACCGCCCGGUGGAGCAUUUUCUCGCGCCGGACCUCGCACGAGCCGAAGAAGGCAAAAAUAAGCGUUACCGGCCGGCGGAUGAACCCCCUCCCACUGCGUGCACCCGCCACGCUGGAGGACCACUGCCAGGCCGAGGAGCGAUCCGAUUCGCCUUCCACGGCGGCGUCUUCAGAAGUCUCAGGAGCUGCACGAGAUGGCCCCCGAGACGGGAUGCAGGACCGCCCGAAGGCAAAAGCAGCUCUACGCGGGCUGUCUCAAAGCAGGCGGAAUUCGCGACCGCGGUCCGGGAGUAACAAGGUCAAGCGAGGUGGCAGCCGGGAGAACCUGCUGAGCUUGACUGGGGAGGUGGGCAGACGUCCCCGGUCUGGCAGCUGCAACAAGGUCAAGCGGUGCGGCAGCCGAGAGAAUUUCUCGGCCUCUGUCCCGGGGUUUGCUUCGACUCCGCACACGAUCCUUUGUGCCUCGGAAUCCGAUGGCGAUGCAUCGUCCAUCAAGCUGCUGUUGUCUGCGUUCGAGGGGCGCCCUCCGGUGAUCUUCUUCGACUACCCGCCAGCAGUGGGCAAGGCCAAGGAAGUGGAUCCAGCACGUAUCCUCUAUUUGGACGAGCUCUCCAGAAGAUAUCCAGAAGUUCUUUUCAGUCACCCGGGUGUCGUUCACCGCUACAACGCCGUCUUGAACACCAUCUAUAACGCAGGCUUGGCAGAGGUUCCAGCAGACACAGGCAAGUGGACGCUUCUUUGGAGUGGAACGCCGAAGCCAGAGGCGCUUCGCGAAUUCCAAUCCUUCCAGAAGACGAACCAUUUCCCCGCGUCCAACCAUUUGGGUAGGAAGGAUUUGCUGUGGCGCAACAUCCGAUUGAUGCAGCAGCGAUUUCCGGAUGGGAGGUUCGACAUAACUCCCCAGACGUUCCUGGUGCCCAGCCACUUCAAGUUCUGGGUGGCCGCAAGAGAGGGAGAUCCUAAAGCUCUCUGGAUCUGGAAACCUUGCAACUCCAGCUGUGGUCGUGGCAUCAAGCUUUUGCCUAGGAACGUCUCGGCGAAGGUUCAGGCUCGACUUGAGAGCAGGAACGGCGUGAUCCAAAGAUACAUCGAACGACCUCUGCUCAUCAACGGCUACAAGUUCGACCUCCGCUUGUAUGUCGUGGUCACCUCGUUUGACCCUCUCAAAGUCUACCUCUUCCACGAGGGCCUAGUGCGGCUCGCCACAGAGCGAUACACCUUGAGCUCCAAGACGCUCAGACGCCGCACCAUGCAUCUCACGAACUAUGCUGUCAACAAGAAGUCGGCGGCAUACGUGAGGAACUGCGACAGCCAGGCGACUUCUGUUUGCGGCAGCGAGCUGCGACGGGAGCUGCAGCACUCGCCGAGCCCUGAUCCUGAGGAGGAGCCGGACGCUGAAGACGACGCGGCUACCUACGAUGGCACUGACGAAGCAGACCUGACUGAUGUCUUCAACGACAGCGAGGAGGAAGCGGAAGAUGCUGUGGAUGAGACACCCAAGGCCGAGCCAUCUACAGGUGGGGAGAAGCCUGCUGGCGACGGACGAUCCGCUUCAAAGUGGUCGUUGCAGGACUUGCGCGAGCAUUUCGACGCUGAGGGCAUCGACUAUGAUAUGGUCAUGUCCCAGAUCAAGGACACAAUCAUAAAGACCUUGAUCGCAGCGGAGACGCCGAUUGUGAGCGCUUGGCACAAUGGUGCCAACUACCGGGGUGCCAACCGAUCGUGGCGUCCUGUUGGCCCUAACCAGACGUGCUUCGAGCUCUUCGGUUUCGAUGUCCUGCUGGACGAGACGCUCCGUCCCUGGCUGCUCGAAGUGAACACUUGCCCUUCGCUUUCUUCCUCGUCACCAUUGGACAAAAGGCUGAAAACACAGCUGGUGGCAGACAUGCUUACCCUAGUGGGCUCGCUUCUUUCGCUCCCAUACAGCGGAUGGAUUGGCGUCGGACUCCAUUCGUUUGCGCGACCUUGGAGAGGCGGAGUGGUCGACAAUCAUGGAUGCACACGACGAGUACUUGCGCCGUGGCUGCUUUGA